CUUGUGAAUCGUUAUCAGCAAAAUCGAGUAGUGCAAGAAAUGCAGGGGAGAUCAUACAAGCCACGGCCAGAAAGUCUCUCCAACUUACUCGAAUCCUCUGCUAUUAUAUUUGCACCGCCUGCAACAAGAAGAACGGCAUGCGUCUGACAGGCAGAGAUCGAGCACCGACAUGGCGAGCAGACCAGCGGCGUCACGAUCUCUCCUUUUCAAUGUUUUCUUGAUCGCGACGGCGGUGCUCAUGCGUCGGCUUUGCUCCGUUGAUGCUUCGGCGACGGCGAACCAGCAGACGCGGCCGCCGGCGCUGUUCGUGUUCGGGGACUCCAUCGUGGACACGGGCAACAACAACGCCCUCACCACGCUGAUCCGCUGCAACUUCCCGCCCUACGGCCAGGACUUCCCCGGCCACAACGCCACCGGCAGGUUCAGCAACGGCAGGGUCCCCAGCGACAUCCUCGCCAGCCGGCUGGGCAUCAAGGAGUACGUGCCGGCGUACCUCGGCACGGAGCUCAGCGACUUCGACCUGCUCACCGGCGUCAGCUUCGCCUCCGGCGGAUGCGGCUUCGACCCCCUCACCGCCGAGCUCGUGUCGGUGCUCACCAUGGACAACCAGCUGGACCUGUUCAAGGAGUACAAGGCGAAGCUGGAGCGCGUCGCCGGCGCGCGGCGCGCCGGCGAGAUCGUCUCGACGAGCCUUUACAUGGUGGUGACCGGCACCGACGACCUGGCCAACACCUACUUCACGACGCCGUUCCGGCGGGACUACGACCUCGAGUCCUACAUCGACUUCGUCGUGCGGUGCGCCUCCGACUUCAUCCGGAAGCUGCACGGGGAGGGGGCCCGCCGGAUCAACAUCGCCGGCGCGCCGCCCAUCGGGUGCGUGCCGUCGCAGCGGACCAACGCCGGCGGGCUGGAGCGGGACUGCGUGUCGCUCUACAACCAGGCCUCCGUCGUGCUCAACGCAGCGCUGGAGAAGGAGAUCAAGCGGCUCAACGGCAGCGCCGAGCUCCCGGGCUCCGUGCUCAAGUACAUCGACCUCUACACGCCGCUGCUCGACAUGAUCCAGCGUCCCGGCGCCUACGGAUUCGACGUGACGAACCGGGGGUGCUGCGGGACGGGGGUGUUCGAGGUGACGCUGACGUGCAACCGGUACACGGCGCACGCCUGCAGGGACCCCAGCAAGUUCCUCUUCUGGGACACCUACCACCUCACCGAGAGAGGCUACGACCUCCUCAUGGCGCAGAUUAUAAACCGAUACGGGCUCUGAAAUGGAUGUGGUGACAGCACGGGAGAUUUUGGGAUUAUAAUGGCGGCGGGCGGGCGGGCGGGCAGGCGGGCGCAGUUUAUGUGUACUUCAGAGGCUUCUGAUGAAUCUUCAGUAUCCUGAUCGAAUUGAGUGUAUUUUGAUGUUGUAGCUGAACUACACAGCUAAAGCAAUCAGCAGUUCAUUAUAAUAUCCCCAGUUUGUAU
Setaria italica (foxtail millet) is the source of this 1467-nucleotide messenger RNA. RefSeq names its product GDSL esterase/lipase EXL3. Gene Ontology annotation, molecular function: lipase activity. Gene Ontology annotation, biological process: lipid metabolic process. Bases 170 to 1264 code for a protein of 364 amino acids. The transcript is spliced from 4 exons. The record is from RefSeq and is a predicted model, not a curated record. NCBI's taxonomy places the organism in Eukaryota, Viridiplantae, Streptophyta, Magnoliopsida, Poales, Poaceae.